UCUCUGCCAAUCCCACUUCUCUCUUCUUGCUUGAUUUUGCUCAAAAUAUUGACUCUUCCCAUAUAUUUUCUUACUUUGCAACUUGAUCAGAUACCCAAAGUGAAAGUUUUUGAGUUUUGCUGUUGUUGUGCUAUAGUGGAUAUUUCCCUACUUUGACCAUCCCCGGAUUACACAAGAGCUCAGGCCACCAGGUCAUCGGAAACCAGAGACAAGAGAGACAUGGCCCAGGUCUACCGCGAAACCCGGUACUCCCGGGAUUCUUCUCCUUCGGGCGACGAGGGCUACAGAAGGACAACCACUCGCCGUUACAAACAGGCGCCGAGCCACAGCCGCGAGAGAGUCUAUGAGCGCGAGAUUGACGUCAUCGACGAUGACCGCCAGGGUGCCCGCCUAGACGGCCGCUUCUUCGGUCGUCCCAGCGGCGGCGAGCUUGUUGUUGAUCGCAGAGAUGACCGUCUCUAUCCCGACCGGCCACGAUCUACUGCCGGCCAGGGCACCACCUACGUCGAGCGCCGAUAUCGAGAGACAGAGGACUGGGAUGGCGACAACAUCCCAGAUCGCGAGCGCACUGUGGUCGAGAAGCGUCUGGUUACCCGUAACGAUGAUGACUACCACUAUCGUCACGAUUCCAGCCGAAACAGGGACAACGACGGGUGGGAGCGCCAUUCUUACUACGAUGCCGAGAGGGAUGCGGACGUGCGCGUGGAGAGAAAGGUAGAGCGCCGCGAGGACGGCUCCGAGGUCAUCCUGGAGCGCCGGAUCCGUGAACACAUUGAUCACGACCACGGUGCCGACGUCGAGAUCUACCGCAAGGAAACCGAGUACUACGAGCCUGCACAGCCCAUUGUCAUCCGCCAACGCCCCGCCGAGCAGAGGAUCAUUGUCCAGGAAGCCGCUCCUCCUACCGUGGUCGUUCGUGAGCGCCGUGACGAUUUUGCUCCCUACGUAGUCGAGAAGACCGAGGAGGAGUACAUCGUCGAGCACAUCGACGACGGCCACCACCACAGCCACAGCCGCCACCGUGAUGGCCACCACCACUCCCACUCGCGCUCCCACCACCGCCACGAAGAUGAGGAAUACUACGCCGGCGCCACCCGUGUUUCUCGCCGCGACGAGCGUCGCAGCCGUAGCCGCUCCUCCUCCGGCAGCCCUCACCGCAAGCGUCACAUCGCUGAGGGCGCCCUCGCCGGCGCCGGCGUCUCCGCGCUGAUUGCCUCGCGGCGCAACAAGGAAACAGGUGAGGUAGACAAGCACCGCGGGCGCAAGAUCGUCGCCGGCGCGGCUCUGGGCGCCCUAGGCACCGAAGCCGUCCGCCGUGCCCACAGCGCCUACAAGGACCGCCACGGUGACUCCGAUGACGAGCACGACCGUCGCUCUCGUUCGCGCUCCCAGUCGCACUCUCGCAUCAAGACCGGCUUGGGCAUCGCCGCUGUUGCUCUGGCUGCCGCUGGCGCAGCCAAGUACUACGAGUCCAAGAAGAUCGAGAAGGAGGAAGCGGAGCGUGGUCGUCCUUCCCGUCGCUACAGCGAGAGCGACUACUCCCGCUCGCCCAGCCGCAAGCGGUCCAAGUCCCGCGCUGGUUCUGUAGCCAAGGCGGCCCUCGGUACCGCCGCCGCCGUCGGUGUCGUGCAGCACUACCGCCACAAGCGAAGCAAGUCCCGCCAUGGCUCGCGAUCCCGCAGCUCCAGCAGCGAUCGUAGUGAACACCACUCCAAGCUGAAGACUGGAGCCGAGAUUGUCGCCGCUGGAGUGGCCGGUGCCGCGGCCAAAAAGAUGUACGACAAGCACAAGGAGAAGAAGGAGCGGUCGCGCUCGCGCCACGCCCCCGACGACCGAGACCGUGAGUUGUACGAUGACGACGGAUACAACGAUCACCGCGAACGCGUUUAUAGGUCCAGAAGCAGGAGCAGAAGCCAAGUUCGGUCCGCAUUACCCUCUUCCCAUCAUAAUAAACAUGACCAAUCCGAGAGGACCGUCGCUGAUGAUCCUGAAUCCUUAGGUUUGGUUGAGUACGGAACGAACCCCGUGCCCGUUCAUAAUGAACACCAACAGCAGCCGCAUAGUAAGAGAAAGGCAGCGCUUGCUACGGCUGGAGCAGCGGCGGUUGCUGCUGCUGCGGCUACGGCAGCGGGCAAACAUCAAAGACACAAUAAACGCGAUAAGGAACCACCGCCGACGCCACAGUUACUAUCUGCUGUUGAAGACUACGAUGAUAACGGGAUUGCCACGGGGUAUGAGUCGGCGGCGGAGGAGAGGGCGAGAAAGGAAGAACGCCGUCGGGAGAGGAGUAGGAGGAGGAGACAAAGGGAGAGGGAGAGGGAGAGGGAGAGGGAGGAAGAGAGGGGUGGUGCGCUGUUGGUACCGAGACCGAAAGAGGAAGAGGAGGAAGUUGGUUAUUACUCUGAUACCGACGAUAGCGAAGAGGAGAGGAUGAGAAGACGGAGGGCGAAGAGUAGGGACCCGGAGAGAGAGAGGGAGAGGAAGGCUAGUAGGAGUCCAGAGAAGAAGCCGGCGAGGAGUAAGAGCCGGUUGGGAAGGCUGGCUGCUGGCGCCGCGGCGGCGGGGGCAGCGGCUAUUGGGAUUAAGAAGUUGGGUGACAAUAAUAAAGAUAAGAAAGAAAAAGAAAGGGAAGGGGAGAGGGGGAGAGAGAGAGAGAGAGAGAAGGGGAGGGACAAGGAGAUAGAGAGAGAAGAGAGGGACAUUGGGCUGGUGGAGAGAAGAAACAGUAGGGAUAGCGAUAGGGAGAGGAUGGAAAGACAACGGGAGAGGGAACGUGAACGUCGACGCUACGAGGAACAAACCGCUCCCACAGACCCUUUCUACCGGCAGCAGCGGCGGCCAGCCUCGCCUCCUCACGCGUCAGGCGGAUAUCCCCCAGUACCUCCAACUCCUCCUGCUGUCGCCCCUGCUGUUGCUUCUGUUCCAACAGCUACGCCACCACAGUCGGGACCACCACCACCACAGCUGCAACCACAUCGCUCAUCGAAUGGGUUCACGCAACUUCCGAACAUUAACUUCACUGACGUGAAUCAGUUCCAAACACCGUACCCGAUGGGGCCGGAGGCGAUGCCGAUGCCUGUACCUGGGCCGGCACCUGUUCAACAACAACCGGUACAGCAACCAGUCCAGCAAUCGCAGUACCAACAGUAUCAGCCUUACAACCCACAAGACUACGUUGCUAAUUAUCCACCCCCUCCUCCGGGUCCUCAGGGUUCGCAAGUACCACCGGUACUGGUCCCAGGCCAGAGGCAGCCCGUGACAACGACAAUGAACUCGACGGCUGCGGCUCCCCAAGGAGUUCCUCCUCCGCAAGAAGUCCCCCCAGCACUGAGGGCUCCGCAAGGAGUACCGGCUUCACUGAUGGUUGGUGCCCCAUCGCAUCUUUCGCAGUCGCAGUCGCAGUCGCAGUCGGUGAUGGGGAACCGUCCUGAAGAUGUGAGUACAAGAUCAUCUCCCAGAUCCAGAGAUAUGCCAAUGUCCCCUACUACGGGUGAUGAGAGGGAAGAACGUCGCCGCUCGAUGCACAUGCCCAGGUCAAGGCCUAGGCGGUUGAGAGGCGUCGUUGGCGCUGCGGGCGUUGGUGCCUGUAGUGGCAGUGGCAGUGGCAGUGGCAGUGGCAGUGGUACGAGAGAGAAGGAUGGUCUAAAACUCACUCUUCACCCACCCACACCCACCGACUCUUCCUUUUCUCCAUCCGAAACCGACUACUCUCCCACAACAACAAAUAUCCCCAAAGACAACAACAACAACGCACCACCCGGUGCUUCCAAAUCAGUAACCUUCAUCCCCCUCUCCCCCAAAUCCUCCCAAACCCUCCAGCGCCACCACGAAGAGCAAAUGGCCAAAGAAGCCGCCAAGCGCAUCUCGGGCGUCGACCCCAACAACUCUGGUUCAGACGUCUCCUCCGACUUUGAAGACCGUUUAGACAGGGAACUGAACGCUUUGGUACCUGCCAAGUACCGCUCUACGCCUGAGUCUUCUUCUUCCUCUCCUUCUCGGCGGGACCGAUCUCGCUCCCCUUCUCAACGCCAUCAUGAUUCGAACUCCGACUCCGACUCCGAUUCAACGCUAGAAAUCUUGCCGGAUAGGUUCGAUCAAAACGGUCGGCCAUUGGACUCUCGUGACCGGAAGGUGGUACACUCCAGAAGGGGCGGGGGCGAGUUUAUGUAUCAUGACAACCACGGUAACGGACUAAAACAAAUAGCUGGGACGGGACAGUGGGGGGUUAGCGGGACGGAUGCGGAGGCGGUGGAGAGGAUUGUGAGGAAGGUGGAGGGGGUGUUGGAGGGUAAGGGAAGUUGGACGGGGUUGGUUAUGGGGUUGUUGAGUGGGCGGUUGAUGGAGGGGGAUGGUGCUCGGGAUGGGGGUGGUGAGGUUGGGGGGAGUGGGAGGAGGAGGAAGAGGGGGAGGAGGGGGGUGGCGAGGUUGGGGGUUUGAUGUUGGGUAAGAGAGGUGGUGGAUAGGGUGGUGGUUUUGGUUAUGGUUGAUGAGUGAUGCUGGUAAUGGCGAUGAUGGUAUGGGUGAUGAUGAUGGACGGACGAAGGAUACGGACGGGAUGAUUUCUGCUUUGAGUCUUUAGAUAGGAUGUUAUGUUCUUUUGAUGAUGGCGGCUUCAUGUUGUCAUUCCUUGAUGUGUCAAAGAAGGUGGUGGUCAGUAAUGAGUUGAUGCUUUGAUAUUCUGUUCGUUAUACCAGUUUGGAUGCUGAGUUAGUAUG
Neurospora tetraspora is the source of this 4715-nucleotide messenger RNA. RefSeq lists its product as uncharacterized. The record is from RefSeq and is a predicted model, not a curated record. NCBI's taxonomy places the organism in Eukaryota, Fungi, Ascomycota, Sordariomycetes, Sordariales, Sordariaceae. The transcript is spliced from 5 exons. Bases 220 to 4437 code for a protein of 1405 amino acids.